Oncorhynchus gorbuscha (pink salmon) is the source of this 4297-nucleotide messenger RNA. RefSeq names its product feline leukemia virus subgroup C receptor-related protein 1-like. The transcript is spliced from 10 exons. Gene Ontology annotation, cellular component: membrane; mitochondrion. Bases 1426 to 3039 code for a protein of 537 amino acids. Gene Ontology annotation, biological process: erythrocyte differentiation; mitochondrial transport; transmembrane transport. The record is from RefSeq and is a predicted model, not a curated record. Gene Ontology annotation, molecular function: heme binding; heme transmembrane transporter activity. Lineage: Eukaryota; Metazoa; Chordata; Actinopteri; Salmoniformes; Salmonidae.
ACAAGGCAGUUAACCCACUGUUCCUAAGCCGUCAUUGAAAAUAAGAAUUUGAUCUUAAUUAACUGACUUGCCUAGUUAAAUAAAGGUUUAGAAAAAAGGACAAAAGAAAACCUGUAAUAACAUCCAUAAAUCCUAUUUCUGUUUGGUCAGGAGACACUAAGAUCACUAUCUAUGGACACACUCAGCAGUCACUGGCUAUGGCGUUGGUAAUGCUUACGGCUUUCUUCGAAGUGUUUUCGCUCCGGGUAUUUGGUGAUAUGUCCUGCAGCUGUCCAAGCAGACCGUUGCUCCGGAGUCACUGCCUGGAGCGACUUGAAGUCGCAGGUGUUUUGCAAAUGACAGUCAAAAUGUCUCUUCUCUGCUCUUUCCCAAAACUUACUGUCAAUCUCUACUCGACACCACGUUUCUCGUAGCAUGUUUAAUUCGAACAGGGCACCCUCUUUAUAUUUUGACAUGUUUGAUAGGCUUUACAACACCACAAUAGCAAGCAGCAGCCAAAUGACGUGGGCGUAAUGAGCGCGUUGUUGUCUUUAGCCGCGCCGCGGUUUCCAUGGAUCUGGAAACCUGAGAAUUUCGCGCAACAAUGCAAACUGUGACUACGUGGAAGUGUAGUGAUGUAGGCCUACGUGUGCCAGUGCAUCUUGAAACGUAUUUAAUCGUUGUAAAUCUGAGGACGAAUUGAAGAUCCGCAUUUUCAAAAACAUAAUGAAUAAAAGUGUAAAUUCACCUCCCAUCUACAAAUGUAAGGUCUACAAUUAGCAGAGAACAUUGAUUUGUUAGGUCUAUGUCAUUGAGGUGGAUGAUUUUAUUACACAUUUUAUGCAUAGAUUGUCUCAAUCGUUAGUUUUUUCAGUGCGAGUAUCCUACUGUACAGUAUAUGCUAGGCAGGUAUAUUAGGUUAACCUAAGAUUAGGAUUAGGGAGAGAUAAUGAGACCAUGUGUCACUAAUGAACACAUACACCUUUGAACAACCUCAAUUAUAUUAAGGAAAUUAUCCAGUUUAUUUGAAUGCAUAAAGAGGCCGGUGAGCACUUCUUCCAAUCACAUGUCCCGGACUGGGUGGGGAUAAUAACCGCCAUAGCCUUCCAAAUCAGGUAUUUUGAUUGGUCGGAGUCAUCAUACGAAGGCCUCUAUAUUUGAGUUGUCUGAUGUAAAUGCGCCCUGCCUUACAGUACUCUCCACUCCCAUGCACUGAACAAAAGCGGCACGGGCAUACUAGGCUACAGCAGGACUAUGCGAAAGAAGGCGUUUAUGAGAGCGAAUACAGAUAGAUAGCCUACAAUAUUUUAGAAUGACUUAUUCAUAAAACGGUGUGAAUAGUUGUAUUAUCUACUAACUGAAUGUUGGAUCUGCCCUAUUUUGUGUAAACGUGCUUCCUGACUUUAGGGUAUAGGCUAUAGCGAUAGGCGACGUUGGCGCAGCAUCAUGGUGUCUGGCGAGUUGGUACAGGAGCAUCUGCGACGUGACAACGCACCUGACGAAAUAGACAUCUCAUGCAAGCGCUCAGUGCAUAACGGGGCAGUCCCAAUAGGGGACCAGUACACCGAUCUAACGAAUGGAUCGGCACAUCUGACAGAACUGGACUCGAAGGCUUUGGAACAAGAGAUCCUUCCAGAUGAGAAGCAGGCUAUGCUUCCUGGAGAGGAAACAUGUAUCGAAACGAAACUCUAUUGGAGAAGAUUCUCCGUUUUAGCUGUUUUCAGCUUUUACUCCCUCGUCAACGCAUUUCAAUGGAUCCAGUACAGCAUCAUCACCAACAUUUUUACCCACUUCUACAAUGUAUCCAGCGACAAGAUCGACUGGCUGUCAAUUGUAUACAUGGUCGCGUAUGUGCCUUUGAUCUUCCCGGCAACAUGGUUACUGGAUAAAAAAGGACUGAAACUGACAGCCCUUAUGGGCGCGGGUUUGAACUGCGUCGGUGCGUGGGUGAAAUGCGCCAGCGUCCGGCCAGAUCUGUUCGGUGUGACAAUGACCGGACAGAUAAUAUGUUCUAUAGCCCAAGUCUUCAUCCUCGGGCUGCCCUCUAAGAUUGCAUCAGUGUGGUUUGGCCCGAAGGAGGUGUCUACUGCAUGUGCCACUGCCGUGCUGGGUAACCAGCUGGGCACUGCCAUUGGCUUCCUGCUUCCACCUGUCCUGGUCCCCAACACUGUGGAAGACCUAGAGCUGAUGGGACACAACAUCAGCGUUAUGUUUUAUUGGACAGCUGUAGUCUCCACUGCUCUCUUCAUCUUGACUGUAAUUGUCAUGAAAGACAGACCCUCACUACCUCCCAGCCAAGCUCAGGCAGUCCUACCUGACUGUGCUCCUGAAGACUACUCCUACAGACAGUCCAUAAUAAACCUGUUCAAGAACAAACCUUUCAUCCUACUGCUCAUCAGUUAUGGUAUCAUGACUGGUUCUUUCUACUCUGUGUCAACACUUCUCAAUCAGAUGAUUAUGGCUUGUUACAAGAACCAGGAACUGAAUGCAGGCAGGAUUGGUCUCACCCUUGUGGUGGCUGGAAUGGUGGGCUCCAUCAUCUGUGGACUGUGGCUGGAUCACACCAAAACCUACAAAAUGACCACUUUGAUGGUCUACAUCCUGUCCUUCAUUGGUAUGCUGGUGUUCACCUUCACUCUGGACCUCAACAAUAUCUACCUGGUGUUCUUCACUGCCGGCGUGCUGGGGUUCUUCAUGACUGGUUACCUGCCGCUUGGCUUUGAAUUUGGGGUUGAAAUUACGUAUCCUGAAUCGGAAGGGACAUCUUCUGGUCUUCUUAAUGCAUUUGCACAGAUCUUUGGGAUUAUUUUCACAUUGAUCCAGGGAAGACUAACAACAGACUACAACCCCCUGGCUGGGAACCUGUUCCUCUGUGUCUGGAUCUUCCUGGGCAUCUUUCUCACAGCCUUAAUAAAAUCAGAACUGAAAAGAAACAACGUCAAUAUGGGCAUGAACCACAGAAAUCUUCAAGCAGUCCCUACCGAGUGCCCUUCAGACAAGCCAACCAAUGGCGUCAAGAUGGAAACUUCAGUCAGCUUUUCCCACGAGACCUCACUUUAAUCCAAAAAGGACAGGGGGGUCAGGUCACUCAACACUACUGAACAUUUCAGAGGCCUACAACACAUUCAACAACAUUUCCUGAGGUUACUUGAAAUCUCCUUUUCUUUGGAUUGUAAACUGUAAUGUGUUAUAAUGUUUGUACUGUAGUGGUUUUAGCCAAGCCAUGAUUUGUUUAUACAUAGGUAAACUAUAAGCACCUAAAUACACCUUUUAACUUCCAAUAGUCCUCUCCUUCUUUUGCUUGAUGAACCACUUCUGUCUCUACAAUUGUCAUCAUCGCUGGUUCAUAAAGUGCUGCUUAUUUAAACUUAUUUCUAGGCAUUAUACAAAACCAAAAGGGAAAUAUAAUGUAGGAUCUCUGACCUGCCUUAGCCUGUGAGGAAGAACAUUGUUGUCAUUAUGGUGAUGUUAUUAUUGUGACGCUGCGUUAUUUGAAUUGCAUGACAAUGCAGUUUAACAGUGUCAGUUUUGUUCUCUACAAUAUGUCAGCCAUUCAUACAAAUAUGGACCAAAUAUGACGCACUAAGAUGCACAAUGCAUAUGACAAAUGUGCAACAUGCACAAUCUACUUUUCAGUGUAUCACUUACAUGCAUGCUUUUGAAAGUGUUCAAAUGUUGACAACUUUGUUGAAAACAAGGCACAGAUAACAGUUCUGCCGAGAUAUGUAGCUAAUGGUAUAGCAGCGCCACCCAGAGGGAUUUUGUGGAAAUACUAAGAAAGCUGUGUGGAUGAUGGAAGCACAAACAGGAGUGAUAAUGACUGCAGCGUUACAAUAAAAAUAGCUCCAAACCUUCACAGUGGAUUAUAUAGCUCAAACUGUGGCUAUAAAGACUAUGCGCAGUAGGUUGUCUAGUGGUUAGAGUGUUGGGACGGUCACUCCCACCUUCAAAUCCCCGAAUUGACAAGGUAAAAAUAUGUUGCCUAUUGUUCAAUACAACAUAUGGCUUUUGACACACCACUGUCUAAAGUCUCGACAGCCUGAUUUAUAAUUUCGCACAGUAAUCCACAGUAUAGUCAAUGCCAACACUGUUACAAUACAGCUGCUAUAGAAUGUGUCUGCUAGACAAUCCUUUCAAGGUGCCCCAGAUUGUACUGUAAAAAAUGUGGUUUUAGUUUUGCCUUUGUAGUUUGUCUUUGGGCUUUUCUCGGUGGUAAGGAGUCGCAUGUGUACUUGCUUAUCUGCAGAUAAUGUACUGUGGCAAUCAAAACAUAAAACACAGAGUGUAAACAAUACAAAUAAAAUGGUUUUUAGCUCAG